AUGGCGAUUGGCUACAGCGGGCACAACGAUCUGGUCCAGGCGUGCCAGGCGCUGGCGCGCGAGGUGGAGCAGGCGAAACUGGCUGUGGAGGAGAUUGACCAGAUCAACCUGGCAAAGAGAUUGAUGCUGGGCGAGCGGUGCGAGGAUGUUGGCGCGCCGGAGCUGCUCGUUCGCACCAGCGGCAAGCAGCGGCUGAGCAAUUUCAUGCUGUGGCAUCUCGCAUACUCGGAGCUCGUGUUUGAGAAGAUGCCCUGGUCUUUGUACAAUGGGCACAAAAAGCCUGGGGAUGAACUUUUUUGGCGGGAGUGA
This is a messenger RNA of Selaginella moellendorffii, 309 nucleotides long. Its product is annotated as dehydrodolichyl diphosphate synthase 2-like. NCBI's taxonomy places the organism in Eukaryota, Viridiplantae, Streptophyta, Lycopodiopsida, Selaginellales, Selaginellaceae. Bases 1 to 309 code for a protein of 102 amino acids. The record is from RefSeq and is a predicted model, not a curated record. The transcript has 2 exons. Gene Ontology annotation, biological process: polyprenol biosynthetic process.